AGCAAAGUAUACAUUUCUGUUCAGUGACUUGCAGGAUACUUGUAACAUUCCUUCUACAAUGGUGCUGUCCAUGGAUCGUUGGAUCGGUAAGGUGGCCGUAGUUACUGGAGCUAGUUCCGGUAUCGGAGCUGCUAUCGCAGAGGCGUUGGUCGAAAAAGGACUUAAGGUUGCAGCACUGGCACGAAGAAAAGACCGUUUGGAGGCUUUGGCCAAAAAGCUCUCUGGCAAGAAAGGUAAACUAUACCCCGUCAAGACGGACGUAAGCAAAGAAGAAGACAUUUUGAACGCCUUUAAGUGGAUUAAAGAAAACCUGGGUCCAGUACACAUUCUGGUCAACAAUGCUGGUGUCGGUGGCCACACGACUCUUGCAGACGGAGACACUGAAAUUUGGAAAAACAUCAUCAACGUCAACGUCCUCGGUUUGUCCAUAGCUACGAGGGAAGCCAUAAGGGAUAUGAAAGCCAACAACGUGGACGGUCACAUAAUACACAUCAACAGUAUCGCCGGGCACCAAGUUAUCGAUUUCCCAGGACUGAACGUAUAUCCCGCCAGUAAAUUCGCAGUGACAGCCUUGGCAGAGACUUUGAGACUGGAACUUCUCAAUUCGAAGUCAAAAAUAAAGAUUACGAACCUCAGUCCUGGACCUGUAGACACGGAAAUAAUACCAGACAGUUUCAGGAACACCGAGCAAUUUAAAGGGUAUAUUCAAGACAAAAUGAUAAUCGAACCUGAGAAUAUUGCCGAUGCCACUAUUUACGCCCUGUCAACCCCCCCACAUGUACAGAUUCAAGAACUGACAGUACGAGCCGUUAUUGAACCAACAUUUAAAUGAGAAUGAAAAUAAAUACUUGUAAGAUUAAAUUUCAGGUUAUUUGCAGUGUAUUAUCAAUUUGUUUUUGUGAAUUAUUCAGGAAUUAAAGUUACUAACAAUUGU
This is a messenger RNA of Anoplophora glabripennis (Asian longhorned beetle), 934 nucleotides long. RefSeq names its product farnesol dehydrogenase-like. The coding region runs from base 59 to 832 and encodes 257 amino acids. Gene Ontology annotation, molecular function: oxidoreductase activity. The transcript is spliced from 4 exons. NCBI's taxonomy places the organism in Eukaryota, Metazoa, Arthropoda, Insecta, Coleoptera, Cerambycidae. The record is from RefSeq and is a predicted model, not a curated record.